Molecule: messenger RNA, 1425 nt
Organism: Pichia membranifaciens NRRL Y-2026
Lineage: Eukaryota; Fungi; Ascomycota; Pichiomycetes; Pichiales; Pichiaceae
Exons: 1
Coding region: 1-1425 (474 amino acids)
Biological process (GO): aromatic amino acid catabolic process; L-tyrosine biosynthetic process
Molecular function (GO): aromatic-amino-acid:2-oxoglutarate transaminase activity; L-2-aminoadipate:2-oxoglutarate transaminase activity; pyridoxal phosphate binding
Source: RefSeq, a predicted model, not a curated record
AUGACAGACAAUGAAUCGCCAUUGCUGGCGCUUGUCUCACAGCGUGCCCGGGGCCGGGUGCCCCACGACUUCUGGCAUGACGUUCCGAAGGUAGCCAAUCCCCACCCAAAGCCGAUCCAGUUGAUCGGGGGGCUUCCGAAUUACCAAUUCUUCCCUAUCAAGGGUGCAGAUGUCCAGCUGCGGGACGCCCCCUUUUACAACACGACGGCAGACACGUUCCGGUCCGUCGACGUGUCCUCCGACAGCGCUCGGAUCGACAUCAAGGCGGCGUUGCAGUACUCGGAGGUCGGCGGCCUGGAGCCGUUGCUGGAGCAGAUCCGGGGGUUUGUGAAGCGGGUUGUGCGGCCGAAGCUGCAGUCCUGGGAAGUCCAGUGCACGCUUGGCGGUGCCGACGGCAUUGCCAAGACGUUUGACGUGCUCGUUGACCCGGGCGACACAGUGCUUUUCGAGGAGUUCACCUUUGUGCCUGUGCUCGGGAGUCUCGUCGAGAGAGGAGGCAUUGCGGUGCCCGUCCGGCUCAGCGCCGUGACGGAGUUUGACUACGGCAACGAGUUGGAGACGCUCUUGGAGAACUGGACGACGCUAAAGCCGGGGCUGCCAAAGCCGAAGGCCUUGUACACGAUUCCCAACGGGCACAACCCGCUAGGGCUGGCGCAGACGAUCGAGCACAAGAAGCGGGUCAUCGCCCUGGCAGAGAAACACAACUUCGCCAUUAUCGAGGACGAGCCAUACUCGUACUUGAACUUCGACAAGUACGGCGACCCUGCGACGAGCUACAGCCUCUCGAACGACGAGUUCAUUGCCUCGUUGAACCCUUCGUACACGACGUUGGACACGUCCGGCAGGGUCGUGCGUGUCGAGACGUUCUCCAAGAUAUUUGCCCCCGGCAUGCGCUUGGGCUUCGUCGUCGCCGACAAAGCCCUCAUGCCCUUCUACAGCGGCAGCGCCGCCGUGCUCACCCGGUCGCCUAACGGGUACUCGCAGAUGUUCCUCAACAACACGAUCCUCCAGCUCGGCGGCGUUGAGGGCUGGAUCCAUUGGAUAACCAAGGUCCGGAACGAGUACCUCCAGCGCAAGAACGUCUACGUCGGUGCCCUUCUCUCGUCCCCGGCGUACACAAAAGGGUACCUCUCUCCGAUUGACCCGAGCUGCGGCAUGUUUGUUUCCGUCGUCAUCAAUGUCGACAAGCACCCACGUUUCUCCGGCGCCAACGUCCACGAGCUCAUGGAGCUCUUCUACGUGAAGGCCGUCGAGGCUGGCGUGCUUGUCGUGCUUGGCCGCAACAUGAGUGUCGACAAGCAGCUCUCGGAGCCCCGCUCGAACUUUGUCCGGACAGCCAUCUCCUUCGUUGAUACUCACGACGUCCUCCGGGAAGCCGUGAACCGUCUCAGCGAGGCCGCUGUGCGUCUCUUCGAGGACGAGUGA